Chelmon rostratus (copperband butterflyfish) is the source of this 1232-nucleotide messenger RNA. It is a transcript of the gene and3, whose product is annotated as actinodin3. The record is from RefSeq and is a predicted model, not a curated record. The coding region runs from base 141 to 1052 and encodes 303 amino acids. Lineage: Eukaryota; Metazoa; Chordata; Actinopteri; Chaetodontiformes; Chaetodontidae. The transcript is spliced from 5 exons.
AGGAACUGACAUAAGUCAGACAUUUCCGGUGUUGAAUCGUACUGCCCCCUAGUGGAAAGACUGUAUGUGGCGGAAGGAGACUUCAAGACGAUUUGAUAAGAAGAAUCGUGCUUUCCACGCAUGGCACAAAGACGUCAAGGAUGAUUUCCCAGGUGUUGCUGUUGAGGGCGCUAGGCUGCCUGCUGCUAAUACCAGGUUUGCUUGAAGCAACAUCUCUGGUGAAAGUAAAAAAUCCAGGAGGGAACCCGCUUAGCAUUGACUCUGCUCAGGCACACGAUUUCUUGACCAAUUCUCGACCUAAGAGGAACAUUGACCCAAAGUGGUACCGAGGCACUCCAGAUUUUCAGUCCUAUUACCGCUUCUACAACAGUAUUGGACACAUUGAAGGGCUCUACGAGAUUGACAGGAUCAGGAUGUUGUAUCAGCAGAUGCGUCACUUGGAGCUGACCUAUGGUCCGGACGCUUCCAGUUACCAAAAUGUCUUGGGUGUACUGACAACCACUGCAGCACCAACUACCACCACUCAGCCUCCCACCACCCCUGCUCCGACCCCAGACCCUCUGGAGAAUGCUCAGAGGAUCUAUCUGUGUAACCCCAAAGAUCCACUGUGCAAACCUCAGAUCGUCUACCUGCCAACAGGGGCUGUCCCAGUGCUGUGUGACCCUCGACUCAACCCCUCCUGCAGACCUAGAACAGAGGAGGAGAUAAAAGCUGCUGCUCCUCCCCAACCACCCCCUGCUCCUCCUGCUCCCAAAAAGUCUGCCCCACCUCCCCCUCCUGUUGUCUCUGCUAAAGGUAUGGAGUAUGACUGUGACCCAUACUGGGACCCCGACUGCCUCAUCGAUCACCCUCCCCGCCCAAUCCAGGACACAUCCGCACCAGAGGCACCAGCUGAAGAGAAAGUGGUGAAAGAAGAAGUAGCAAAAGCCGAGGAAAGUGUCCCUGCAGCACCAGCCACCCAGAAAGCCCCCUCGCCUUACUUUGACCCUUAUGAUUUCAAACGUGACCUUUAUGACCCCUUUAAAUAUGCCAAUCCAGCUCCCGAACAGUAAAAACAAAGUGCUUAACAAAUUAUUCUACGUAGGGUGAGACUACAAAAUUAAAUCACAAGACCAAACCAAGGCAGGACUGUGAGCAACUCCACAUUAAAAACAAAGAGAACGAGUUGAAUUGUGCCAGUCAUCAAAUGUUUCAUGGAGCAGACAUAAAAACAAAGCUUCCGUGCUCAUAGU